GCCCUGAUUUAGGCAUUUUGGGGAUUCUCAUGACAAGUGCUAUGUUAGUAUUGCAUCAGUAAGUCAAUGAACUCUUAUUGACCAUUGACUCUCAGGACUUUGUUAUUUGCUGAGACUAUGAAGAUGAAAAGCGAAAAUACCUGUCCUCAAAAAGCUUACAGAACCAUUUUCCAACACCCAGCAUGUUCAUUCCCAGGCAUACAGGAAGAGCUCACUCAACACUACCUGCCAGCUGUGUGCUACUCGGAAGGAGUCAAGACUGAGAACAACGAUCAUAUUAAUUUGAAGGUGGCGGGGCAGGAUGGUUCUGUGGUGCAGUUUAAGAUUAAGAGGCAUACACCACUUAGUAAACUAAUGAAAGCCUAUUGUGAACGACAGUUGGAAAUGGAGGAUGAAGAUACCAUUGAUGUGUUCCAGCAGCAGACGGGAGGGGUCUACUAAAAAGGGAGCCUGCUGCUGUACUCCAGACUCUGUUCCUCCAGACCAAGAAGACAUUCUCAAUUAGAAAACUGCAAUUUGGUUUCAACACAUCUGACUACUACAGUAUAGUUUUCUCUAUUCUUUCAUUUUCCCCUCCCCCAUUCUUUUAUUGUACAUAAAGUAACGGAUGUAUGUGCACAAGCAUUUGCAUUUUUUUUUUUUAACUAAAUGGCCAAUGGUAUGUUUUGAUCUACAUCAAAUGGAGAUGGGAUGGGGAAAAAAUACUGGUUCUGUGAAAACACCCCCUUUCUCCAUUAGUGGCAUGCUCAUCCAGCUCUUAUCUUUAUAUUCCAGUAAGUUAUUUUGCUCUCACUGUUUAACAAAAAAAGAACAACAUAAAAAUUCUUGCAUACCUUGUUUGAUUGGAGAAUUUUAAUGUUUUUCAUUUAUCAUUGUAAAACCAAGGACAAUUUUAUAACUUUUUUGUACGUAGCUGUUACAUGUAGGGCAAUCUGUCUUUAAGUAGGGAUAAAUUACUCUAAAAAAAUGAAUCCUAGAUAGUUUUCCCUUCAAGUCAAGUGUCUUGUUGUUUAAAUAAACUUCUUGUUUAAAAUGA
Molecule: messenger RNA, 1036 nt
Organism: Myotis lucifugus (little brown bat)
Lineage: Eukaryota; Metazoa; Chordata; Mammalia; Chiroptera; Vespertilionidae
Gene: SUMO2
Product: small ubiquitin-like modifier 2
Exons: 4
Coding region: 118-441 (107 amino acids)
Biological process (GO): protein sumoylation
Cellular component (GO): nucleus
Molecular function (GO): protein tag activity; ubiquitin-like protein ligase binding
Source: RefSeq, a predicted model, not a curated record